This is a messenger RNA of Brettanomyces bruxellensis, 954 nucleotides long. RefSeq lists its product as uncharacterized. The transcript has a single exon. Bases 1 to 954 code for a protein of 317 amino acids. NCBI's taxonomy places the organism in Eukaryota, Fungi, Ascomycota, Pichiomycetes, Pichiales, Pichiaceae. The record is from RefSeq and is a predicted model, not a curated record.
AUGGUAAAAAAGUGUCCUUCGAUACGCCGAUUGCGUAUUCUUGGCUCACCAAAGAAAAUUAAACUUGAAGACUUAAUAACCAGAUCCUAUCUAGGGUAUAACUCAUUCUGUCAGUCCAGUCUUAUUGCAUUUCAGCGUACAUCUCCGAAUCUUGAUUACAUCUGCAUGGAAAGUUGUAUAUUCCACCCAAAUGACAUUGGUUCGUCACCGCUCAUUCGUAAUCCGUCCACUGUUGUGUUUCUAUCCAUCGUCGAUGCGAAUGAAAUUUCGAUAACCGGAUCUUCUGUAUUUGAUCAAUUCUCCAAAUAUACUUUUUCCUCGUUGAAAUACCUUAGGCUCAGUAUCCGACAACCGGUGAAAGAUUCAACAGCCGCAAUUCUUCUGUCUUUAAAGUCCAACACCCUUGUGGAACUUGAUUUAGAAUUGAUGUAUAAUUCGCUAAAGGCUGAUUCGCUUAAAGAUCUUACCGAUCAAUAUAUCUCAGGUAUUAUAAGGCAUUCCAAAACAUUGAGAAAGCUUUCGUUUGCUAUUUUCAACGAGAAAGGCAUGGUGUAUCUUGAGCAACCUCUAUCCGAAGAUCAAUUUAAAAGUCUCUUCCUCCAAACAGGUUUCCCACACUUGGAAAACCUUCGUGUCGAAAUAAGGUUCACGUCAAUAUACAAUAGCCGUGUACUUUUCUUUAGACUGUUGCCAGCUUUAGACAAGCUUUGGAUUCUCGGAUCGCACUCAGUGAAAAAGCAUUGGGGUUUAGGAAAUACCUAUCCAGGAAUAUUUGAUGCUUGGCUUCGAAUUCAAUACAUACCAGAGUUACUCAUUAGAAAUUCACCGAGCUGUCAUUUGAGAUAUAUAAAAAUAGAUCAGUGUCUAUUCCAUGUGAAGCAAGGAAAUGCGAAUCCAAAGGACCAUAUUGACGAUUGGUUUUCACGCUACACAAGAGUCCAAUUUCCCCGUUGA